Phlebotomus papatasi is the source of this 2953-nucleotide messenger RNA. It is a transcript of the gene eIF3c, whose product is annotated as eukaryotic translation initiation factor 3 subunit C. The record is from RefSeq and is a predicted model, not a curated record. Gene Ontology annotation, biological process: translational initiation. The coding region runs from base 115 to 2826 and encodes 903 amino acids. Gene Ontology annotation, molecular function: translation initiation factor binding; translation initiation factor activity; RNA binding. The transcript is spliced from 5 exons. Gene Ontology annotation, cellular component: eukaryotic translation initiation factor 3 complex. Lineage: Eukaryota; Metazoa; Arthropoda; Insecta; Diptera; Psychodidae.
UUUGCGCGCCUCCUAUGAGAUUUCAGUCAAAGUUUUGGACUUUUUCCAGUUCACGCGUGUACGCAGUUUUUAGCAAAUUUCUACAAAAUAUUUGUUUGCUGAAAUCCAAGGAAAAUGCCACGUUUCUUUGCAACAGGGAGUUCCGACUCGGAAUCCGAGUCCCUGAGUGAUGAUGAGCAGAUUCAGCAUAAGGCAGUUACUGCCCAAUUUUCCUUCAGCGAUGAUGAGGAGGAAGUGAAGCGUGUGGUGAGGUCCACCAAGGAGAAGCGCUAUGAGGAAUUGUCUACGGUGAUCAAGGCCAUCAGGAAUCAUCGGAAAAUCAAGGAUAUGGCAAGUAUUUUGACGGCUUUUGAAGAUCUCACAAAAGCCUUCACCAAGGCUCAGCCAAUAAUAGCCAAGGAAGAGAAUGGUGUAACUCCUCGGUUUAUCAUUCGAUCCCUCUAUGAAUUGGAGAAUUUUAUCAAUGACAUGUGGGAGGACAGAGAGGGAAGGAAGAAUCUGUCGAAGAAUAAUUCAAAGAGCCUGGGGACAUUGAGACAGAAAUUCCGGAAGUACAUUAAGGAUUUCGAGGAGGAACUGACAAAGUUCCGUGAGGCACCGGAUUUGGAUGAUGACGAGGAGGAGGAGAAGGGUGUGGAGGAGGAAGAUUCGUCAGAAGAUGAAGAAGCUCCAGCUCCAAAAGCUGUCUCCUUCAAGAAGGAACCCAGUGAGAAGCCCAGUAAAGCUGCAAAGGAUGAGGAAUCCGAUGAUUCCACCUACUGGGGAUCAGACAGUGAAUCUGACUAUGAUUCUUCCGAGGAGGAGCAUCAGUAUUCCAACAUUCGGGAGCGGUAUUUGAAGAAGACCACGGACAAAGAUGAAAAGGAUGAGGAUUACGAGAAGAAGAAGAAGAAGGCCAAGGAGGGGAAGAUCAAGAAGAGGAGAGAAGAGGAUGAUGAAGAAGGUGAAUGGGAGACAGUUACCAAGGGUCCAGCGACGUCAGCAGAAAAGCCCAAGAUGUUCAGCAAAGAUGCAGAAAUUGACAUUAAUCUUGUCCUGAAUAAAUUAUUGGAGAUCAUGUCGGCUCGUGGGAAGAAACGAACAGAUCGGAGGCAGCAAAUUGAGCUGCUGUAUGAGUUAAUGGACAUUGCUGAGCAGCAUAAUCUUGGUCAGGCGAUUGCUGUGAAGAUUCGCUUCAACAUCAUCUCAGCCGUUUUUGACUACAAUCCCAAAAUCUCUGAACCCAUGAAGCCUGAGCUCUGGUCAAAGUUACUGGGGAUGUUCAAGGAUAUGCUGAACCUUCUGCUGACAGCAAAAAAUAUCACCCUGUCGGAAUCUGUCCUGGACGAAACGGAGGAAUAUGAGAAACCUCCCUACAUGAUCUGUGGAUGUGUCCUGACGGCAGCUGAGCGUCUGGAUGAUGAAUUCACCAAGCUCCUCAAGGAGUGCGAUCCCUACGGGAAUGAAUAUGUCGAGAGACUGAAAGAUGAGAUGACUGUGACGGGAAUAAUUGAGCAGGUUCUCAAGUAUGUCGAAGGAAUGGGCAAUGAGACGGAAAUCUGUCGUGUCUAUCUGCGAAAAAUUGAUCAUUUCUACUACAAAUUCGAUCCGACUGUGCUGAAAAAGAAGAAUGGCGAACUACCGGCAGAUACUCCAACGUCCAUUGAUGAAAUGGAGAGACUCUGUAGGUACAUCUAUGCCAAGGAUAAUACCGAUCGUCUCCGUACCCGAGCUAUUCUCUCGCACAUUUACCAUCAUGCUCUGCACGAUAAUUGGUUCCAGGCCAGAGAUCUCGUUCUCAUGUCCCAUCUCCAGGAAACCAUUCAGCAUUCUGAUCCUCCAACGCAAAUCCUCUACAAUCGCACCAUGGCCAAUCUUGGGCUGUGCGCCUUCCGUCAGGGCAACAUCAAGGAUGCCCAUCAGUGUCUGGUGGAUCUGAUGAUGACGGGAAAGCCUCGAGAGCUCCUGGCUCAGGGAUUGCUGCCACAGAGGCAGCAUGAGCGUAGCCUGGAGCAGGAAAAGGUGGAGAAACAGCGUCAAAUGCCAUUCCAUAUGCACGUGAAUCUGGAACUCCUGGAAUGCGUCUAUCUGGUUUCGGCCAUGCUCCUGGAGAUUCCCUACAUGGCUGCUCAUGAAUUUGAUGCCAGGCGUCGUAUGAUUAGCAAAACUUUCUACCAACAAUUGAGAUCAUCUGAGCGUCAGUCACUCGUUGGGCCCCCGGAAUCCAUGCGAGAACACGUUGUGGCUGCAGCUAAAGCCAUGCGAUGUGGCAAUUGGAAUGCCUGUGCCACGUUCAUUGUCAACAAGAAGAUGAACACGAAGGUCUGGGAUUUGUUCUAUGAGGCUGAUCGUGUGCGUGAAAUGUUGAUAAAGUUCAUCAAGGAGGAGUCUCUGAGGACAUAUCUGUUUACUUACUCCAACGUCUACUCAUCCAUUAGUAUUCCCUCACUGGCUGCAAUGUUUGAUCUGUCGAAGCCAAAGGUGCAUUCACUAAUCAGUAAGAUGAUCAUUAAUGAGGAAUUGAUGGCAUCGUUGGAUGAUCCAUCGGAGACGGUGGUGAUGCAUAGAUCAGAGCCGAGUAGACUGCAGGCGCUGUCGAUGCAGCUGGCGGACAAAGUGACCAAUUUGGUGGAUGCCAAUGAGAGGAUAUUUGAGAUGAAACAAGGCAACUUCUUCCAGAACAAGAAUCAGGGUCCACGGGAUCGUGGCAACUAUCGCAAUCAGGACAAUCAGAAUCGCAACUGGAACAGCAAUCGCCGGGAUAGGGAUAAUAGGGAGCAUAGAGAGUAUCGGGAGCACAAUCGUGGCAACAGGAAUAGGCGUGAGCAGCGUGUUGAGGAGGAUUAAGGACAAUGUCAAAUCUGCAAAAGCAUGCUGGAAGUCUUGGAAGUCAUCGAGACAAGUAACAGUUUUUUUUUCUUUUUUAUUUAGCUUCUUUCCAAUAAGAUAUUUCUAAUAAAGAUACCCUCUUGAA